Molecule: messenger RNA, 432 nt
Organism: Rotaria sordida
Lineage: Eukaryota; Metazoa; Rotifera; Eurotatoria; Philodinida; Philodinidae
Source: the annotation of a GenBank genome assembly
AUGCCUAAUUUUAUUAAUAUUCGUCUAUGGAAGCCAGGUAUAAAAAAAUCACAACAAUAUAAAUCUUUUCAACGUAACUAUCUUAUACGUGAAUUCGAAUCAAGUCGAGUACAUACUAAAGUAAUGCAAACUCAUAAAGACAAACUAGAAAAAUUAAAUCGAGGUCCUAUUGGACAAAAUUAUGAAGAAAUGAAAUUAAAAUUAAUUCAUAAUAUAUCAUCACAUACCCUCUCACAGAUAGAAGAUAGAUUAUUAUGUCGUGGUUGGGAUUUUUGUAUAGAAAAUAAAAUAACGAAUUUCUUAGACUUCGAAACAGAUCUUGAAUUAAAUGUAAUGAAAUUACAGUCUCAUUGUCAUGAUUUAGUUUUUCGUUCAAUUUGCCGUAAAAUACAUAAUGCAUCACAACAAUUAAUACGCACAUCUAAACAUUAA